AUCGCGUUGUAAACAGCCAGCGAAAGGCGGGGUUUGGUUAUUUAACAGUAGGUUGCGCCCAGCGCGACUUUUAUAGGUUUUAGUUAGAGCUGUCGCGCGGCUGUUUUAGCUUGUUUUGAGCCGCUCAUUCCUCCACCAGCUGUUCCUGAAAUAAACAGACUUCGGGCUGUGUUUCCUGAGAUCGCGGCGGAGUCCGGCGCUGUAUAACUGAGGUGUAGAAGCCCUGGAUUGAUGCUCUGCUCGCUGGCUGUAGCGCUGCAGGGACUGGCGGCGGUGGCGGGAAGCGACUGAGCGGCUAAUCAGUGUAGCUGCAGCCUGAGCUCCACAGACAGCCGAGAACAUCCAGAGGGAAUGAACCACAAGAGCAAGAAGCGAAUCAAAGAAGCCAAACGGAGCGCCAGGCCUGAGCUGAAGGAUUCCGCCGACUGGAUAAAACACAACUACUGCGAUACUUUCGACCUGUCGCACCGGACAGUGAAGGAUAAUGUGGAGCGAGUGGAUGCCCUGCAUCUAAGUCCAGAAGAGUUCAUCCAGCGAUUUGAGAAGCCCUAUAAACCCGUAGUUCUGCUCAACUGCCAGGAGUCAUGGCCCGGCCGGGAGAAAUGGACCCUGGAACGGCUCAAACGCAAAUACCGCAACCAGAAGUUCAAGUGUGGCGAGGACAACGACGGUUACUCUGUGAAAAUGAAGAUGAAAUAUUAUGUAGAGUACAUGGAGAGCUCGCGAGAUGACAGCCCACUCUACAUCUUCGACAGCAGCUAUGGUGAACAUGCCAAACGCCGCAAGCUGCUGGAGGACUAUCAGGUGCCUGUCUUCUUCAGAGAUGACCUCUUUCAGUUUGCUGGGGAGAAGCGACGCCCACCAUACAGGUGGUUUGUGAUGGGCCCUGCUCGCUCUGGAACGGGCAUUCACAUAGAUCCACUGGGCACAAGUGCCUGGAACGCCCUAGUUCAGGGCCACAAGCGCUGGUGCCUCUUCCCUACUCACACACCCCGCGAGCUCAUCAAGGUGACCCGAGACGAGGGCGGCAACCAGCAGGAUGAAGCGAUCACGUGGUUCAGCGUGAUCUACCCUCGCACGCAGCAGCCCACCUGGCCUGCAGAAUUCCGACCCCUGGAGAUCCUGCAGCAUCCUGGAGAGACGGUCUUUGUUCCUGGAGGCUGGUGGCAUGUUGUCCUCAACUUGGAUACAGCCAUUGCAGUCACUCAGAACUUCGCCAGUACCACCAACUUCCCCAUUGUCUGGCAUAAGACUGUUCGUGGUCGGCCUAAACUCUCCAGGAAGUGGUACAGAAUUCUAAAGCAGGAGAGACCAGAUUUGGCAUCCCUUGCGGACAAAGUGGACCUGCAGGAGUCCACAGGCAUUGCUUCAGACAGCUCCAGCGACUCCUCCUCCUCCUCCUCAUCCAGCUCCUCUGAUUCAGACUCUGAGGCUGAGUCAGGCUCGGAGGGCGAUGCCAUGGCCCACCGCAGGAAGAAGCGGAGAACCUGUAGCAUGAUGGGAAAUGGCGACAUCUCCAGCCAAGAUGACUGUGUGAGCAAAGAACGAAGCUCAUCACGGUGACAUCCUGUUGCUCCUGUUGAUCCCACUGGAGCAGCUUGUAAUUCCAGGGGAGUCUCCCAAGACACUCUUUUUCUCUCUCCUCUCUGUCUCUCGCUGUCUUUCAUUCACCCCCUGGUGCCUCUCGAGGUUAGAGGUCUGCUGCUGAGGUUUGUCCACUUGAUGGCACAGUCUGUUCCUGUUUGCUGUCUCAAUCUGUCAUUAAUGGGCUUUUAGUUUAAAAAAAAGACUGAUGGAAGGAAUACCUAAUGCUACUGUUUGUUUGGCCAGACUGGACUUGUGAGUCUGACUGAUGGGUUGCCUUUGCUGAACAGCAGGCUUUAGGGUCACAGGCUCUUACAAUCAUGUUUGGCAGCAGGUAAACUGAUUCAAAUUCUUUGAUUAUAAUGACGUGGUGUUGAUGUGUUCAUCCUCCACAAUUCACUUCUACAGUUCUACUGCAGCAGGUUUCUUAAGCUGUGAAGUUGCCUUUUAUUAAAUUUCCCUCCUGCUCAUUUAGUAGCAUUUGUUUCUAACGCAUUUGGAUCGUUCUGUGUAUUUAAGACAAUACUAGCAUUUGAUUUGUUUGAGAACACACAUGAACAGUGCUUUUAAUGCCAUAAAAUGGUAACAUUGAUCUGUGAAAUUCAGCAUGAUUUUAGAAUUCUUAUCAUAAUGACUUUGCAUUUAAAAUUCUUAGUGGUGUGCCUGCAAAACAAGUUGUUCAUGAUGAAGCGUUCACAUAUCUGGGUUUUGACUGUUCUAGAGGUCUGAUUUGUUGUUGAUAAGAAAGCUAUCAGACUUGGGCUGUGUAUUUCUAAUUAUUCAAUGAUCCACUAGUCAGACAUGCUUCAGAAUUAACUACAGUUUUUAAUUAGUAUUUAAUCAGUUCUGUUCCCUAGUUUUAGGGUUUGUAGAAGUAGAAAUUCUUAUCAAAGCAGAGCUGCUUUAAACGUUCAGUGCUAUUAAUGGGACGGUUCAGCAAAGAAUGAAGUUUACACAAUUUUCACAUACCCCAGGUAUGGUUAAUCAGCCAGGACAUGGUUUGGUGCCCGGUUUUGCUCAUCAAGUUUAAGUUUGCUCACAGAGGCUAACAAAUUGUGAACUUUUCUGUGAAUAGAUUUCCCUCAAACUGCUCAAACAGUAUCCAGGUAAUCAUUAGAUGUGUAAUAAAUUGUCAGUGUGGUUUAGGAUACAGAAUAGUUUACUGUGAACAAACCCUUUUGCUUUAGCUGAAAUCUGAGUGUUAAUAACAGAACCACACAUACUUGCUAAGUAAAUAGAAAAUAUUUAACCACUUUUUUUAUUUAAAGUGUAAAGAGUUGGAAUAAAUAGCAGGAAUUAUGGAUUUAUUGAGUUUCACAGAAUUUAACUAAUAUUCUUAAUAUUCUUUACCAUAGAUUUACCAUAUUCCUUAAAUCAGAGCCAUGAUGUGGAGUAAUGAAGCAGCAACAAAAACUAUACAAUUAAUCGUGCAAACAAUACUUUAUUUCACCCCUACGGUUGACCUUGGUUUAAGUUCACAAUAAGUCUUUCUGUGGCCUGAAAUACAUUCUGCUUACUACAUUAACCUUGAUGCAAACUGAAGAAGCAAAAUUGGGUGAUCAAAUGUGCCUGUGGUUGCCUGACUAACUACAUCUAGGGUAGGUGGAUGUUUGUAAAUGUGAUUCUUGUUUUCCUACAUUGCUUUAAUUCCUGCAGUAUUAAAAAUGUCGAGGGUGGGAAGACUGGGCCUGUGGGAAUAAUUGAAUCUGGUGUACUUAAAGAAAAAAUUAUUAAGUUAAUUACCAGAUUUUGUAUCCAGCCCUCAGAUCUCUGAUCCUGUCUAAAAGAAGGCUCUUAAUAUUUGAAUCUAAACAGUGCAACUUUUGUUAUUUUGAAAUUAUUAUUUUGAAGUCGCUCCAAUUCUAAUUUAGCACUUUGUGUAACUGAAGAGUUUAAAGAGGGUAAAUCACCUGACUUGGCUGUCUCUUGAAAACUGAUUCUAUUAUUGUAGGCACACCAAUCUGGAACCUGACAUAUAAAAUCUAGUUUUAACUUUAUGGAGAAAUUAAUUAAUUAUCAGUGAGAUCAGUUUGGACAGAAUAGUUGUAGCUUUUUUUCAGUUUGUCAGCUCAGAUAUUUGAAAUGAAUGACAUUGAACACUAGGUGGCAGCACAGCAUGUAGGUUUAGUCUACAGCAGAGAUAUUCAGACUCGGCAAAAAGCCGAUGUGUGCUACAUGUUUUCAUCAUAGCCAAACUGGAGAUCACAUGAAUGUUUGGGAUGAAACCCUACAGUUACCCUGAGGCUGAAUUUUAAAACUGGUAGUCCAGUAGCAGACUGCAGAUGAAAUGUUAAUAAAAUAAAAUAACACCACCAAUGUAACCUGUUAGUUUUUAAGGUCUGCUGUGAGCAGGGUUUAGUGUGUGUGAGUUAAACUGUGGAGACUGAAUAACUGAAGAAUAACUGCUAUCAGUGCAGGAUUAAGAUAAUCAGCCAUGUGUUGUAAUGUGUGUUGAUGUCUCUAAUGAAAUCUGUUCUUGUUCUUAAUCUGAUUACAUGUGUUCUGUGUGGGACAAAAUGCUUCACUUGAAAAUGUGUGUGACCAUAUGUAUAUUGUGUGUAUAUGUAUGGAUUUGUCUCCCCUGCAAAAAAGUGCCUAUUUGUGCCUAAUGGUGCUGUCGCCACUUUAACUGUAAGGCUGCUUACUGCAAACCUGCACCAGCCUCACAUUGCCACGUUGACUUUUAAAGGAAUACUCCUGUGUUUUCCCUGUCUGAGGGCGUUUUCACACCUGUAGUUGGUUUGCUCUGGCUGAAUCACUUUAAGAGGUUGUAAAAUUUGGUGUGAUUUGUUUACGGACAAGAAAAAAAUCCAAGCGCCCUACCAUUAAUUACAACCAACCAUGCGAGAACAUUCUCUGCUGAUUGGUCGGACCUGUCCGGAGGGAGCAAGAAAGUAAACACAGGAAAAAGAUCCUGUGUUCUAUUCUAGUACAUAUUUUACUGCUAUUUAGCACUGAACAGCAGACGAGAUGGCAUUUUUAAUAGCUCUGGUAGUUACCUGGGUAAUAAAUCAAGUUAAAAUGCAUCUGAACAGCCGUUAAGCUGUUAAACCACCCAUGUAUGCUCCAGAGUUAGGUUGGGACCAAUUCGAGUGGGGUUGUUUUGGUCCGCAUCCAAAAGUAAUUACUGUAUUUACGCCUUCCCUAAUGAAUUACACCAAGUCCAGCUUAACCAGACUGAAAAAGGCUGUGUGAAAACACCCCUACAAAAAAAAUAUUAUUUCCAAACUUGAUGAUUUGUAAUGUUUUCUGUGUAAAGUUUUCUUUUAAUGCCACCAAUUUUUGAAGCACAAAUCAGAAUAUGAAUUGUGUUGCUUCAUCCAGUUUACAGGCAGGCUAACUGGCCCAUGUCACUCAAUGUAUGUUUACUGUUAACCUUUAACAUUUAUUAUGUUACUCAUAAUUAUCAAUGUAAACUAUUUAAAAUAUACUCUACUGUACUUGAAAAAAUGAUGCUUCAAAUUGUUCUUCAAGCAGUGCCGUUGAAGAAACAAUUUUGGCUCUAUAAAGAGCCAUAUUUGUAUUAGUUAGUGAAGAAGAAUCAUUUAAUGAUCUGAAGGAUCUUCAUCUGAUGUAAAGGUUCUUAACCAUUUUAGAAGUUCUUCUUUUCACAUCUCUACACACAUAGUUGUAUGUGGAAGCAAAUGUUUUGAUGACAUCACUGAAAGAAAGUAGAAGCAUCUUUAUUUUUACAAUGUAAGUGGAUAAUCGAGUUAGCUAAUAAUGUUAAAGGUAAACAGUGAACUUACAUUUGUGUGACUGGAGUAUAAGCCUUCCUGUAGCACAGAUGUGGUAACAUUAAUCAUGUUUGAGUGUACUGUACUGCCUAUGAAACUUAAUCUCAUCUGACAAAACGUCAUGUUUAAUUUGGGGUGUCUUGUUUUUAGACUGAAAUGGCACUUGUGAGCUAAAUGUGCACAAAAAAUAUAAUUUAAAAUGGAUUUGGAGCACUUUUUGUUGAGCGUGAUUAAAUCCUAGUUCCUAAUAAGAGCAGGGCGCAGACUACAGUGUAGCAGCAUGACUUCAGUGGUUUGGUCUGUAGGUAAUUUCUUCAGAGAUCAAGUUAAUCACAGGAGUAUUUCUUUAAAUUAGGACUCUUUGUACUGUGGCCAUGGUUAUGUUCUGUGUGCGUGGUUUGGGGGGCUAAAGAAAUAAAGAUGUAAAAAAGUGACAGCCAUCCAGCCAUUUCAGGGUCUUUCAGUCUUACUUGCGAGUCUUCAGUUCAGUCUCAUAUGUGCCGUUGUUUUAAGACUGAGGCGUGGUAACUUGGGGCUCUUGUCAUUUUACCUGUUCAGCGCUGUCAUGGAGCCCGGGGCCAAACACACAACGCUCUUGGUCCUCUGGGCUUUCAGUGUGAAAACCAAUGACACCUUGUGUUGCUUUGGUGAAAGCAAUCAGAUCAAUAUUGUUAAUUAUUUGAUUUAAUAAAGCUUUCUAUGUAUUUA
This is a messenger RNA of Astyanax mexicanus (Mexican tetra), 6029 nucleotides long. It is a transcript of the gene jmjd6, whose product is annotated as jumonji domain containing 6, arginine demethylase and lysine hydroxylase. Gene Ontology annotation, biological process: phagocytosis. Gene Ontology annotation, cellular component: nucleus; cytoplasm. The transcript is spliced from 6 exons. The record is from RefSeq and is a predicted model, not a curated record. Gene Ontology annotation, molecular function: P-TEFb complex binding; histone H4R3 demethylase activity. Lineage: Eukaryota; Metazoa; Chordata; Actinopteri; Characiformes; Acestrorhamphidae. Bases 352 to 1563 code for a protein of 403 amino acids.